AUGGCUGUGAAAUUUCCGAGUUCUCUUUUGACCAAAAUAUGGCAAUACUCGGAGACACCGCAAACAGCGGUGUCCUUGCGUCAAAUGUGUCAAUUUGGGUCUCAUCCAACCCCAGGUUUAAUGUUCAAGGCUUCUUGCUUUUUACUAAAUGAACUGCCUGUACGGUUGGCACAUAGGAUCAAAGAAUUGGAGUCUCUUCCCAGAGGAUUAAAUAAAGUUGAAGAAGUCAUCACCGUUAGGGAUUGGUAUACUCAAUCGUUCCAGGAUCUUUACAAUUUUAGCCAUGACGAAUCUCAGAAGCACGGUGCGAUCUUUCAGUCGCUAUUUUAUGGAUCCAAUAGCGCAAAUGUAGACCACUUGAUACGUCUUCUAUUUACACAAGAAGAAAUAAAAUCAAUGGAACAGAGUAAAGGUUCAUCCAAUCAUUUAUACUGCAAGCAUAAAAAAUUCAUCGAUGAUGGCAUCGUGAUGAAAAUUCCAGGCCCAUCGUCAAACCAUCACUCACAACAUAAUAAGUCAGGCGGUAAAGUACCUCUUCCGCAGAAAUAUUUCUCCCCUUUGCCGUCUUCGACUGUAUCUGGUUGGAACAAAUCUCAGGACUUCUAUCAAUUCUGGCCUGCAGACCUUCUUCUUUUCAAUAGGAAUUUCUACAAUGUGUUACAAAAUAUCAAAGAACGUCAUGACGCUACCGUAAUAACUUUAGCUAAGGGUGUUCUUAAGUGGAAAAAAACUCAUCAACAGAAUGUUGUCGAUGAUUCCAUUCAAAGUUUCCUGGAUAGAUUUUACCUCUCGAGAAUUGGGAUUAGAAUGCUGAUUGGGCAACAAUUGGCUCUAUUAGAAUCGGCAAGACAGCCUGCAGAAGGUCCAUUUGACGAAGAUGAUGAGGACUGGGUUGGAAUAAUUUGUACUAAAACCAAUAUCACUCAACUUUCCAAGACAGCAAUUGACAAUGCGCGGCACAUUUGCGCCGAACAUUACGGAUUAUAUGAAGCUCCAAAAGUUCAAUUAUUAACUUUCCCGUUGGACUACCGGCCUUCAACCGAAGAAAAGUCUGGAUGCCCCAACGAAUCUCCUGAUAUUGAAUUCAUGUAUGUACCUGGCCACUUGAUUCAUAUGCUAUUUGAAACUUUAAAGAAUGCGCUAAGAGCCACUGUCGAAAAGACUAUCGAAAAAAAUCCAUCUGUGGAUAAGUAUGACUUGAAGUUCCCGGACGUUAAAGUUAUCAUAACAGAGGGUACGGAAGACUUGACUGUAAAGAUUUCAGAUGAAGGUGGCGGUAUAGCAAGGUCGAACUUGCCGUUAGUAUGGACAUAUCUCUACACAACUAUGCCUGAAAAUGAGCAAAUUGGAUUGAUGGAUGAAGAAAUGAGCCAGAACUUUAGAAUACCUAUGGCUGGUUAUGGCUACGGGCUAGCCUUAAGCAGACUAUAUGCGCGUUACUUUGGUGGUGAUCUAAAACUGAUGUCCAUGGAAGGUUUUGGAACAGAUGUCUAUUUGCAUUUGAACAGAUUGAGUACGAGUAGCGAACCACUACAGUGA
Molecule: messenger RNA, 1539 nt
Organism: Kluyveromyces lactis
Lineage: Eukaryota; Fungi; Ascomycota; Saccharomycetes; Saccharomycetales; Saccharomycetaceae
Product: PDK/BCKDK family protein kinase
Exons: 1
Coding region: 1-1539 (512 amino acids)
Biological process (GO): protein phosphorylation; regulation of glucose metabolic process
Cellular component (GO): mitochondrion
Molecular function (GO): pyruvate dehydrogenase (acetyl-transferring) kinase activity
Source: RefSeq, a predicted model, not a curated record